This is a messenger RNA of Elgaria multicarinata webbii, 1263 nucleotides long. RefSeq names its product tyrosine-protein phosphatase non-receptor type substrate 1-like. Bases 234 to 1175 code for a protein of 313 amino acids. The transcript is spliced from 4 exons. NCBI's taxonomy places the organism in Eukaryota, Metazoa, Chordata, Lepidosauria, Squamata, Anguidae. The record is from RefSeq and is a predicted model, not a curated record. Gene Ontology annotation, cellular component: plasma membrane.
AUAAAUAAAUACAAUUACAGCUCUUCAGACAUUUCCUGUUUUUCUUUUCUUUUACAGACACUGAUCUCCCUUAAGCAAUCCUGGAAUAUCCUACGGCUCACACAUGUGGGGAGCGUGUCCUGAUUAAGAAGGAGGAAGUCCCCGUUUCCUCUUCCUUUUGCAAGUGAGAAGAUACGUUCAAGUAAAAGAUGAAGUGAGAAAGAGCUCAGAAGGAUCUCCUGCCUGCCACCGCCAUGGCUGCCUCAAGCCCCUUCUCCGGAUUGCCGCGUCCAUUUCAGCUGCUGCUCCUUCUCCUGCGACUUCUUGGUGCCAGAAGCCUGUGGGUGAGGGUGCUGCAGUCUCCUGGACCCUUGUUUGUGUCGGCAGGAGAGACCCUCACUCUGAAUUGCACCGUGAGGCUUUGGUUUGCAGCCGCCAUUAACGGAGGCGUGAAAUGGCACAAGGGCUCGGACAGACAGCAGCCGCCCAUUUAUAGUCAGGAGGAAGACGUUUCCUCCCGGGUGAUCAGAGCUGUCCCUGGAUCAAAAACAGACUUCGCUAUCAGCAUCACAGACAUCCAGCCAGAGGAUGCCGGGACCUAUUACUGCGUGAAGUACAGAGCAGAAGGCAUCGGGGUGACGGAAGAAGCCUCUGGGAAGGGCACGGUGGUCUCUGUGAUUGUUUCACCUAAAGUGUUCCUGGAAACCAACCCAUCCUCUCCUGUCGAGUUGAAUACCAACGUGACUGUCACCUGCAACAUGCAAGGAUUUUAUCCGAAUGAUGCAAACCUGUACCUCUUUGAGAAUAACAGAAUUAGCAAAACAGGAAAGGCUGACCCUGUGACUCAGAAUCAGGAUGGGACGUUCUCCCUCAAGAGUUCACUGGAGGUGACAGCAACGGAAGAGAGGAACCAGUCGGAAUUUACCUGCCUGGUCAGGCAUCAUUCUCAGCGUCCAGUUAAGAGAACGGCAAUGCUGAUAAUCAGAGCAGAGACUGAAGAUAAUGGCAGUUCCAGUAACCUUCGAGAUCAGUGGCCGUUGUCCACCCUUGGUCUCUGGAUUGGACUCGUCUUGAGCAAGAUUGUAGCUGUUCUUGUUCUCUUAUACCUUCUAUUUAAAAAAGAACCUAUGAAGGUGAACCUGAGAAACACAACUGCGAACUUCCAGGAACAGGGGCCAGCGAAGAGCGCUACCUAGUCGUAGUCUAUGACCUUCAUCCCACAUACCCGUUUCCCUCGGAUUCUUCCCAUAGCGUAAAGCGACGGCGCUCCUAAGAUCCUUUGCA